GGGUUUCUAUUAUCAUGAUUACUGUGUAUUUUUGGGUCUCUUGGUUCCAAGAUCUUCAACCUCCAUUCUCUCAAGCUUCUGAAGAAUGACCAUAUGUGGGUAUACAAACACAUGCACAGAGAGAGAGAGAGAGAGAGAUGAGAGGGUUUUAUAGAUGAUAUGAAAGAGAUACCUAGAUCCAUGGGGAGAGGAAAGAUUGAGAUAAAGAGGAUUGAGAACACAACCAACCGUCAAGUGACCUUCUGCAAGAGAAGGAAUGGACUUCUCAAAAAGGCUUAUGAACUAUCUGUUCUCUGUGAUGCUGAAGUUGCACUCAUUGUCUUCUCUACCCGCGGCCGCCUCUACGAGUACUCUAACAGCAACAUAAGAUCAACCAUAGAGAGGUACAAGAAGGCAUGCUCAGAUAGCACUAAUUCAAACUCCGUUAGAGAAAUCAAUGCUCAGUAUUUUCAACAAGAAUCAGCAAAGCUUCGGCAACAGAUUCAAAUGCUGCAAAAUUCUAACAGGCAUUUAAGUGGUGAAUCUUUGAGCUCCCUGAGUGUGAAGGAGCUGAAGCAGCUGGAGAACAGACUUGAAAGAGGAAUUAGUAGAAUCAGGUCUAAAAAGCAUGAAAUGUUGCUUGCUGAAAUUGAGUACUUUCAGAAAAGGGAGGUUGAGAUGGAAAAUGAGAGUGUUUUUCUUCGAACUAAGAUAGCUGAAGUAGAGAGGCUCCAUCAGCAAGCAAACAUGGUGACAGGCCCCGAACUGAACGCGAUCCAGGCAUUGGCUUCGCGCAAUUUCUUCGACCCAAACAUGCUUGAGACUGCAGGAACUGCCUUUUCUCAUCCUGACAAGAAGAUACUCCAUCUUGGAUGAAGCAGUGGAGAACAAGUAUGCAUGCAAAUGGAAAUGGUGGUACGUGAUGGUAAUAAUAUUAUUAGUUGGAAAUCAAUAAAGAUAUGUCUUUUAAUUGUACUAUGAAUUUGUAUUUCCAAGGAUAAAUUGGAACAAGUGUUCUAUUUGAACUGCCACUCCCUCUCCCCCUGGAAGCAUGAUUUUAUUUAUAUAGUUUUUGUGGGACUCUUAUGUAAUAAUUAACUCUAAGUUGGAAGAUAAUGGUAUGUAUGUGUGAACUUA
Messenger RNA from Tripterygium wilfordii, 1116 nucleotides. Its product is annotated as agamous-like MADS-box protein AGL11. The transcript is spliced from 9 exons. The coding region runs from base 160 to 855 and encodes 231 amino acids. Gene Ontology annotation, cellular component: nucleus. Lineage: Eukaryota; Viridiplantae; Streptophyta; Magnoliopsida; Celastrales; Celastraceae. Gene Ontology annotation, molecular function: RNA polymerase II cis-regulatory region sequence-specific DNA binding; DNA-binding transcription factor activity, RNA polymerase II-specific; protein dimerization activity. Gene Ontology annotation, biological process: positive regulation of transcription by RNA polymerase II. The record is from RefSeq and is a predicted model, not a curated record.